CCAAAUUCCCAAUUUAAUACUAGCUUUAAAAAGUUUCUUUCUUUUUCUCUUCUUAGAAAGCUGCUCUUCAACACAUCGGGGACUUCCCAUAUUCCUAAAUCUGCCCCCUCUUCUUCCAAAUCAGCUAUUAGCGAUUUUUCCCACGCAGUUUUAAAGAUGGGGUUGUCUUUCACUAAGCUUUUCAGUCGGCUAUUUGCCAAGAAGGAAAUGCGAAUUCUUAUGGUAGGUCUUGAUGCAGCUGGUAAGACAACCAUAUUGUACAAGCUCAAACUGGGAGAGAUUGUUACCACUAUUCCUACCAUUGGAUUUAACGUGGAGACUGUGGAGUACAAGAACAUUAGCUUCACUGUCUGGGAUGUUGGUGGUCAGGACAAGAUUCGACCACUGUGGAGACAUUACUUCCAAAACACACAAGGGCUCAUCUUUGUUGUUGACAGUAAUGAUCGGGACCGUGUUGUUGAGGCUAGAGACGAGUUGCACAGGAUGUUGAAUGAGGAUGAACUGAGGGAUGCGGUGCUGCUUGUGUUUGCCAACAAGCAAGAUCUUCCAAAUGCUAUGAACGCUGCUGAGAUUACUGAUAAGCUUGGUCUUCACUCCCUCCGUCAACGUCACUGGUACAUUCAGAGUACAUGUGCCACCUCUGGGGAAGGACUUUACGAGGGACUUGACUGGCUCUCCAACAACAUUGCGAGCAAGGCUUAGGAGGCAUGAUCAAUGAUUUUUGCAGUUAUGUUUUUAUUUUAUGUACCUUACGAGAUCCUUCUUUUGCAAGGAGAAUUGGCUUAUUGCAAAACUAUUGUUUUGUUAUACUUCUUUUCCCUUUUUGUAAAAGGAUGAUGGUACCUUGAAGUAGCUUUAGGUUAAUGUUCAUGUAAUAUUUUGCACUCUGACUCGCAUGAUGGCAGCCACUUGUCUUUCCAUAUAUUAUUUUAUUCAGGGGUAGGGUUCUUCCCUGGCAUUUUUUAGAUAAAGGUAGUAUUUGUGGUC
Molecule: messenger RNA, 987 nt
Organism: Nicotiana tabacum (common tobacco)
Lineage: Eukaryota; Viridiplantae; Streptophyta; Magnoliopsida; Solanales; Solanaceae
Product: ADP-ribosylation factor
Molecular function (GO): GTPase activity; GTP binding
Source: RefSeq, a predicted model, not a curated record